Messenger RNA from Pomacea canaliculata, 5275 nucleotides. Its product is annotated as chitin synthase chs-2-like. The record is from RefSeq and is a predicted model, not a curated record. Gene Ontology annotation, cellular component: cell periphery; cell septum. Gene Ontology annotation, molecular function: chitin synthase activity. NCBI's taxonomy places the organism in Eukaryota, Metazoa, Mollusca, Gastropoda, Architaenioglossa, Ampullariidae.
GAAGGCGGCGUGCAAGGUGCUGCUGCAGGUUCCCAGCUUCGUCAUCCCAUAGCGCUGGUCACCCCGCUGUGUGUCAUCGCUGUUGUCGGCGGCUACAAGUCCCCGGACUACUUCAAACAACUCUGGGCGGCGGUAACAUGCCUUGGGUGGAUUUAGGUAUCCUACAACUGCUGGACUUUUUUGAGAGACUUCAGCAAGGUCUACUGGGUGCCUGCUGGCUUUGCCGCUACAUCAGCCUCCUGUACAUCGAACACACAUGGACCCCCCGGGUUGAGAGGAUGGCGCGUACUGACAAACUUUUCUCCAAACCGCUGUACUGUGGCAUCCUCCUGGACCAGUCGCUGCUACUCAACAGGCGGAUAGACGAAGAUGACCCCAGUGAGCAAGCGUCCUUCGGCAAAUGGUUGGAAGCCCCCGAGAACAAGGAGCGGUGUCGGGACGACCUGGAGACGGCCACGGACAAGCUGCGCAAAGACACGACGCCCUUCAUCUACAUCUGCGCCACCAUGUGGCACGAGUCGGAGACAGAGAUGAUCAUGAUGCUCAAGUCUAUAUUUAGACUGGACGCCGACCAGAGCGCCAGGAGGAGCGCUCAGCUGUUCUUCGAUGUCACGGACCCUGAUUAUUAUGAGUUUGAAGCUCACAUCUUCUUUGACGAUGCCUUCGAUGAACACAAAGACGACGAUUACAACUACGCCGUCAACAGCUUUGUCAAGCAGCUCGUGCGAGUUGUGGACACCGCAGCCAGCGCCGUCCACAAGACGGACCUGCACAUCGCCAAACCCCGCAAAGUGCCGACCCCAUACGGAGGCCGCCUGGUGUGGAAACUUCCCGGAGGCAACACCCUUACGGCUCACCUCAAGGACAAGGCGAAAAUACGUCACAGGAAACGCUGGAGUCAGGUGAUGUACAUGUACUACUUUCUGGGCUACCGGCUUGUAGCCGAUGAAAGCAUUUCAUUCGGGAGCCGCAAGCUGAGGGCCCACAACACCUUCCUGCUGGCUCUCGACGGCGACGUGGAUUUCCAGCCCGAGGCCAUCAAGAUCCUCGUCGACCGCAUGAAACAGAACCCGCUGCUGGGGGCGGCCUGCGGCAGGAUCCACCCCAUCGGCGCGGGCCCCAUGGUGUGGUAUCAGAGGUUCGAGUACGCCAUCAGUCAUUGGCUGCAGAAGGCAACGGAGCACGUGCUGGGGUGUGUGCUGUGCAGCCCCGGAUGUUUCUCUCUCUUCAGAGGCUCGGCGCUCAUGGACGACAACGUCAUGAAGCGUUACACCACGCCGCCAUCAGAGGCACGUCACUACGUGCAGUACGACCAGGGUGAGGACAGGUGGCUGUGUACACUGCUCCUACAACAAGGGUACCGCGUCGAGUACUGCGCUGCCUCCGACUCCUUCACCUUUGCCCCCGAGGGUUUUUACGAGUUCUACAACCAGCGACGGCGCUGGACGCCGUCCACCAUGGCCAACAUCAUCGACCUGCUCAGCGACUGGCGCAACACCACCAAGCGCAACCAGGACAUCUCCGUGUUGUACAUGGUGUAUCAGCUCUUCGUGCUGUGCUCCGGUAUCAUCACCCCGGGUACCAUCUUCCUUCUCAUCGUGGGUGCUAUCAGCAACGCCACCUCGGAUAGCAUUCCUCUGUACGGAGCCUUGACUCUCAACAUCCUGCCUCUCGCAGUCUUCGUCAUCCUCUGCUUCAAGGCGAACACCAACACACAGCUGGCCUACGCCUCGGUGCUGUCGCUGGUGUACACCAUCAUCAUGAUGCUGGUGCUGGUGGGGCUCAUCAAGCAGGCGGCGGAGAACGGCUUCUGCUCGGUGUCGACAUCUUUCCUGGUGGGCGUGGCCUCCAUCUUCGUCUUGACGGCGAUGCUGCACCCCAUGGAGUGCACGGCCCUGCUGCACGGCUGCCUGUACUUCCUUUCCAUCCCCUCCAUGUCCAUGCUGCUGAUGAUCUACUCACUUGCCAACCUCCACGUGGUGUCGUGGGGAACACGAGAGGUCAAGACUGCUGCCCCCCCGCCUUCCGCAGCCAAGGCCAAAGAGACGGAGGCGAAGCCGAAAGCUGACAACUUCCUGAAGAGCGCUCUGGCCAAACUAACGGACGGCAGCGUCGGUGACUCCGACUACGCCUUCUCCUUCGGCAACCUCUGCCGCUGCCUGUGCUGUCCGCGAGAGGGAGCCAGCGCCACUGACAUGAAGUUCAAGGCCAUACUGCAGAGUCUCGACGACCUUGACAGUAAAGUGACGGAGCUGACCAAUGGCUCAGUGGGAGACGGAACUCUAGGUGAGGUCAGUGACAUCGGAGACGAGCUUCCUCCUAUGCCGACCAAUGAACGCUUUUCCCACAACGCUCACCUGAUUGAAGGAGGCAUUCAGAAAGAUAACCCAAUGUACUUACACGUUGCUAGCGAGAUCCGAGACGAACUUAUCAACCCCAAGUGGUCCGAAGAUGAAGAUCUUGGAGAUGGACCAAGAGAGAGAACCAUAGUUGAUGAAACGGAGUUCUGGCAGGCACUCAUCAAGCAGUACCUGUAUCCACUAGACAAGAACGAACAGCAGGAGAAGCAGAUAAAAGAAGAAUUGCUGGAGCUGCGCAACAAGAUGUGUCUGGCUUUCUUCCUCAUCAACUCGCUCUUCAUCGUGCUCGUCAGCGCCCUGCAGAUCAUCUCCUCGAAUGCCACCAACCUCUCUGUCAAGAUCCCUUGCGCAGGCGAUUCCAGCUUCACAGGUGAGAAGAUCGAACCCAUCUCCGUGGCCUUCACCCUCGUUUUCGGCAUACUGCUGACCAUGCAGUUCUUCGCGAUGCUUUUUCACAGGUUCUCCACGCUGCUGCAGAUCAUCUCAAUCACAGAGAUCAAGGUGCGCAAGAUCACCCGCCAGGUGCUGGGCAUAGACGACGGCGCCACACAAGGCCUGACGGUGGAAGAGACCAUCGGGCUGGUCAAGCAAAUGCAGUCCAUUCGCCCGGACACUCCUGAGGCAGAAGGUGACGGUGAGCAGUCCGAGAAGGACCCCGGCACGCCUGUCGGUACCUAUGGCCGGGUGAGGUCUGGGGCUGCUCUGUGGGACAAGCUCAACGCCCGCAGGAAGAAAGGAGAGAUUAAAGAUCAGACCCUCAGCAAGGCCUUCCUGCGCAACUACGACAGACUGGCUGAGCUCAUCCGCCAGCAGGACGCCCAAGAAGAGCAAGUAACGGAGAAGGAGGACGACUUCCGCAACCUGGACCGCAAAUCGCGCAAGACGAUCGUUAAGGUCAUCAAGGACGAUAAUUACAAGGACCACAUCUUGCAACGGUCGAACGAGAGCAAGAAUCGCUUAAGAGGCGUUGUUAGCAAGGUCAUGGGAAAAGGAUCAAGGCUGUUCGACGUGGUUCAGAAGGCACAAGAGCAAGAGAGGCGCAUGGACUUUGGGGAGGAGCAAGAUGAGGUCAACGAAGAGCGUCAGAGAAGGUCCCCCCGGCAGUCACAGGUCUGUAUCCAGGUCCCCGGCCGGCAGUCACAGGUCUGCCUCAAGGCGACGGAAGCCUUCUCCCAAGUCCACUCCCGUCAUGCUGCGAUUGGCCCGCCUGUUGAAGCAGAAGCAGGCGGAGGGGGCUGGGGCUCCGGGGACGACAGCAGCGGAAGUGGCGCGUACUCCGCCAGGAAGUGCGGCCAGCAGUGUCCGGGGUCAAAGGACACGAGUUGAGCACGCGCCAGAUUUCGAGCAGGAUGACCGAGGCUUCCUGCGCCCGCCAUCUGCGAGUUUUCAUUUUGCAGAAAUGGCUGGAGGGGAUUCCCCAGACACCUAUCAAACCGUUCCCCACAUGGAGCCCGGCUCACCCAGGCUCAGUAGAGCUUCCCUCCGGGUGACACCCGGCUCUGACCUCGACUCCCCCCGUACCUCCCUCAAUAUGACCCCAGACUCCCCCAGCAUGCCGAGACUGUCGUCUGCCAUGGACGAGGGCUCCUUAGACGCCAGUGGUGAUCUCCUUCAGUCGACGGGCGUGUUUGAGAUGUAGCUGUCACACAGAGAAUACUAACUGGCUGUUGACUGGGUUGUAAUAUGGACAACAUGCCAACCUCAACAAUCUACAGAAAAAAAACUAUCUUGACCUUCAUACAACGAUCGCGAUAAAGACUUUAUGUACGAUGAUUAUGAUGAAGACUUUAUGUACGAUGAUUAUGAUCAAGACUUUAAAUACGAUGAUUAUGAUGAAAACUUUAUGUACAGUGAUUAUGACCAAGACUUUAUGUACAGUGAUUAUGAUCAAAACUUUAUGUACAGCGAUUAUGAUGAAGACUUUAUGUACAGUGAUUAUGAUCAAGGCUGUGAGCCUUUCCUACAAGGAGUCUGGCAAUGAGGUUAUUUAUAUCUGGCACGUUAUUUAUAUCAAAGAUGUCAUGUCAUGUCAUGCAAUAGCCAAGAGAUGUACAUUAGCAGCACUGUAUUGUUAGUAAGAUCUCAUAAAAAUAAAUUAAAGUUAGGGUUAAAGGUCAAGGUCUUAUUUUGGUGUACCGUUAGCGGCCUGCACCGAGUUCUCUGUAUAACAUGACGAUACUCUUCCUGUACCUCUUGGUGGAAGUUGCUAGAUCUCUGUAAAUGUUACAGUAAAUUAUCCUUAAUUGUCCGCUGGCAACACGAACUCUAAAUAUAGUGAAUUAUCGGUAAUGACAGUCCGCUGGCAACACGAACUCUCAAUGUAGUAAAUUAUCCGUAAUGACAGUCCGCUGGCAACAAUGUAGUAAAUUAUCCGUAAUGACAGUCCACUGCAACACGAACUCUGGAUGGAGUGUUAGUGUGAGUUUACUAUUAUUUGUACAGAAGGUCCUCACCGCCUCAACUCACUGCUUUCAAACUCCCAGGAGUUUGCGAGGACAGCAAGGUUCAAAUACCACGUGACUGUUGGAAACUCGUGACAGCCUGUGCAGUAUGCACGACGUAAGGUGACGUAGGAGCCACGUACACGUGUAACAACGGCGGUGCUUGUAGCGCCACAGACUGUUGAAGCAGUUCCUCCUGUAACAUCAGUGCUACCAGCUCAUGUAAUGUCGUGUAUGUAAUCAAUGUAAUGCUGUAACAUCAGUGCUACCAACUCAUGUAAUGUCGUGUAUGUAAUCAAUGUAAUGCUGUAACAUCAGUGCUACCAGCUCAUGUAAUGUCGUGUAUGUAAUCAAUGUAAUGCUGUAACAUCAGUGCUAAAUCAACGAGUUGAUGCCAAGUAACACGAACUGUGGGAUAAAAGGAAGUAUGGGGGGUUAGCUUGCUAUCAGCGAAUAAACAUGACAGUGAUUGGA